This is a messenger RNA of Metarhizium album ARSEF 1941, 2352 nucleotides long. RefSeq names its product actin binding protein. Gene Ontology annotation, molecular function: actin filament binding. Lineage: Eukaryota; Fungi; Ascomycota; Sordariomycetes; Hypocreales; Clavicipitaceae. The transcript is spliced from 3 exons. Gene Ontology annotation, cellular component: site of polarized growth; actin filament; plasma membrane. The record is from RefSeq and is a predicted model, not a curated record. Gene Ontology annotation, biological process: regulation of actin filament polymerization. The coding region runs from base 1 to 2352 and encodes 783 amino acids.
AUGGCGUCGUUGAACCUGUCCAUCAACGGCCCAUCCAUAAAAAGCAGCUACAAUAGCGUGGUAAAUGGCCCUGCUCCCGCGGGUGUCUCGGCCACCCUUGCACAGUGGGCGCUCUUCGCCGUCCAGGCUCCCUUGAUGAACGCUUUUCAAGAUAGCGGUUCCAAGGAGAGUAUCCUCAAGGUUGAAAACACAGGAGGUGGUGAACUGGCUGAUUUGCUCGAGGAUUUCAACGAAGGCCGCAUUCAGUUCGCUUUCGUCAAGGUCAAGGACCCCAACACAUCUCUGCCCAAGAAUGUCCUCAUUGCAUGGUGUGGUGGCGGCGUUCCUGAGCGCACCAAGGGUUACUUCACGAGCCAUCUCAAUGCUGUGGCCAACGUCCUUCACGGAUACCACGUCCAAAUAACCGCGCGCUCUGACAGCGACCUAGACCCCGAAUCAAUUAUGCAAAAAGUCGCUGAUGCUUCUGGAGCCAAAUACUCUGCUGGUGCUUUUGGUGGCCUUGCUCGAGCCGCGCCUCCCCCAGUCAAGUCAAAGCCGGUUUUCACUCCGACUUCUUCCAGCACCGGCAGAGAAUUCGAUCCUCUUGUUGCUGCGCGCUCCCGGAGAGACGACAAUGCUGAUGAGGAAGGAUGGGGUGUCGACGCACCCCCGGUCACGAGAACUGAGAUUGAAAGGGUCGAACCUGCCUAUAAGCCUACGAAAGUCAACAUGGCGGAACUCACAAAGCAGCAGCCAGAGCCCUCGCGAUUUGAUGGUAGCAGUCGACAGUCUGACGGACCUAGCGAUGUUGUAGGAGGAGGAUAUCAGCCUGUGGGCAAGGUAGAUAUUGCCGCUAUUCGAGCUGCUGCGCAGAGAAAAGAAGACGACAGGCCCACCCCGGUCAAGGGCGCAUAUGAGCCAGUUGGAAAGGUAGAUAUUGCAGCUAUCAGAGCCAGAGCCCAAAAGCCUGCCGAACCGCGGGAAGAGAAAGUUGCGGCGCAGCCCAAACCCCUAGCUGACAGAGACGCAGCCCUUUCUCAACCUGUGCAGUCCGAGAGAAUAACAGCAUUGCCCAAGCCCAAGGUUGCUAAUAAGUUUGGAGGCGCCUCCACGUUUACCGGCACAAAAGCACCAAACCCAGGAGGUUUAGGUUUUGCCGGCCCAGCACCUUCUACCGCCGCGCCCGUUGGGUCUGCCAGUCGAACAUUUGCUGACCAAGGGGGCAAAACUCCAGCACAGCUUUGGGCUGAAAAGAAGGCUAGAAAGGGAGGAUCACCUAUUGGGUCUAGAUCUUUACCUGCUGCCCCAGUAUCAGUUACGGCUCAGGCAAGUGGAGGACAAGGAUGGAAGAGCGGCUAUACUGGAAAGUCUUGGUCUGUCCAAGCACCUGGCUACUCGCGUGAUGGACCUGUCGAAAACGAACAACAACAUGGGGACGAUCGUCAAAGAGGGCCUGCAGACGAGGCUGAUGAUUCUGCUUCAGGCGUGUCUGCUCUGAGAGAUCGUUUCAAGGACGCUUCACUAAUCGGCCCAGCAUCUACACCUCCAGAUGAGCAAUCUGCUCCCCCUCCACCUGUUCCCGAUAACUCUAGGCCAUCCGGCGGCUUCGCUCUUCCCAGCCUUCCCAGUAGACCCUCCCCGACUGAUGGAGAGGAAGAAGAAGCGGACGGCCAGCCGACUACUUAUGAGCCCAGUCAGCAAAGAGAACCAUCGCCAAUUCGGGUGGCGGCGCCUGUCGCUCGCGCUCCAGAGCCCGAGCCUGAACUUGAGGAAGAACCCGAGCCCGAGCCCGCACCUGAACGACGACCUCUCCCCCCUGCCCUUCCUAACCAGGAACCAGAACCUCCGAUUCCAGAAGUUGGUGGACCGGCGGAGCCGGAGCCGGAGACGGAGGCAGACCAUGGGGCUGCUGCAGAAGGCCACCGUGCAGUGAUUAUGUACGAUUAUGAAAAGGCUGAGGGCAAUGAAAUUGACCUGAUGGAAGGUCAGAUCGUUAUCAACAUUGAUAUGGUAGACGAGGACUGGUGGAUGGGCACGAAUCACCUGGGAGAGAGCGGGCUAUUCCCCAGCAAUUAUGUCGAGCUGAUCAAGGGGGAGACCGGCGCCACCCCAGCAGCAGCUCCAGCGGCUGGGGAAGCACCGUCGGCAUCCUCGCUCGCAGCUCGUGCAGUUCCAAGCGCACCUGCGACGGCCAAGCCAACUGCCACAGCUUUGUACGACUAUGAGGCGGCGGAGGAUAAUGAAUUGUCAUUCCCGGAAGAUGCCAAAAUUACGAACCUCGAGUUCCCUGAUGACGACUGGUGGUUUGGUCAUUACGGUGGUCAUGCGGGCCUUUUCCCAUCCAACUACGUGCAGGUGGACCCCAAGGCUUGA